This is a messenger RNA of Loa loa (African eye worm), 435 nucleotides long. RefSeq lists its product as hypothetical. The coding region runs from base 40 to 435 and encodes 131 amino acids. Lineage: Eukaryota; Metazoa; Nematoda; Chromadorea; Rhabditida; Onchocercidae. The record is from RefSeq and is a predicted model, not a curated record. The transcript is spliced from 2 exons.
UUUUAGACGGAAAUAGAUGGAUUAUUGGAUAAUGAAUUAAUGAUGACAUUAGAAGAUCUAAGAGAUACCGCAAUACGACCACAUCAUUGGUCAGGUGCAAGUAGUAGUCGAGCAAGUACAUCCAGUGGUUCGAAUGGUUUUACAGUUAUAACAAAAAUGACAAAAAGACGUGGAUCAUCACAAAUUCGACAGAAUAAUUUUAAUUCGAAUUGGAAAUUAACUGGAUCACCGUAUGAAAGUUUCGUUUACAUUGAUUAUUUUUUUCAUGAAAAACAAUCAACUAAACAAAUUUGCUAUCCACAAGCUGUACAUUCUAAAACCGGUGAUCUUCUAAGACUUCGUGAUUCUGUACGAGUAAAUUCCAUUGAUGGUGAACCAAAUUUUGCAUGUAUUUGUCGCUUAUUCAAUGAUCCAAAAACAGGUAAGGAAAAAUAA